Messenger RNA from Telopea speciosissima, 2097 nucleotides. RefSeq names its product probable galacturonosyltransferase 9. Lineage: Eukaryota; Viridiplantae; Streptophyta; Magnoliopsida; Proteales; Proteaceae. Gene Ontology annotation, molecular function: polygalacturonate 4-alpha-galacturonosyltransferase activity. The record is from RefSeq and is a predicted model, not a curated record. The transcript is spliced from 3 exons. Bases 48 to 1769 code for a protein of 573 amino acids.
AGACAGCAGAACUAAUUCGAUCGAUUGACUCAUUCAAGACUGAAAGAAUGGCAGGUGCCGUUCGAGUUGGUCGAUCGAGCAUUGGCGGCGGAGGAUUGGGGUCUGUGGCAGCCGGAGUCGGAGCUGGAGGACUUCGGAGAUUCUUCUCUUACCGGAUUUUCGUCUCUGCUAUGUUCACUCUUCUCUUUCUCGCUACGCUCUCUGUUCUCUUCACCACCAGCCCCUCCACCUUCAGUCAAGAUUCAAUUCUACCGAGCACGGGACCUCAUGUGCACACCUACGUUCACAGGACAUUUCUUGCACUGAAGUCGGAUCCACUGAAGACCAGGGUCGACUUGAUCCACAAGCAGGCUAACGAUCACAUCACCCUCGUCAAUGCUUACGCUGCCUAUGCUCGCAAGCUUAAACUCGAGAACUCGAAGCAACUCCGGAUUUUCGAAGAUUUGACUCGGAAUUUCUCCAAUCUCAUUUCACGUCCUUCUUACGGUGCCGCUUUGGUAGGCACCGAUGGGGCCGUCGAUGAAGACGUGCUUCGCCAGUUCGAGAAGGAGGUCAAAGACAGGGUUAAACUCGCUCGCCUACUCAUUUCAGAGGCAAAGGAAUCUUUUGAUAAUCAGCUCAAGAUCCAGAAGCUUAAAGACACCGUCUUCGCUGUUAAUGAACAGCUCGCGAAGGCGAAGAAGCACGGAGCUUUCUCCAGUCUCAUUGCUGCCAAGUCUAUCCCUAAGAGCUUGCAUUGUCUGGCCAUGAAGCUUGUAGAGGAACGCAUUGCCCACCCGGAAAAAUAUGUGGACAAUGAGUCCAAGCCCGAAUUCGAAGAUCCCAGUCUCUACCACUAUGCUAUCUUCUCCGACAACGUGAUUGCUGCCUCGGUUGUGGUGAAUUCUGCUGCUAAGAAUGCAGAUGAACCAUGGAAGCAUGUUUUCCAUGUCGUCACCGAUAGAAUGAAUCUCGCAGCGAUGCAGGUUUGGUUCAAGAAGAGACCUGCCGAAGGUGGUGCCCAUGUUGAGGUGAAGGCCGUGGAGGAUUACAAGUUCUUGAAUUCAUCUUAUGUGCCGGUCCUCAAGCAGCUUGAGUCUGCGAAGUUGCAGAGGUUCUACUUUGAGAAUCGGGCGGAGAAUGCUACCAAGGAUGCAAAUAAUCUGAAAUUCAGAAACCCCAAAUACUUGUCGAUGUUGAAUCACCUGAGGUUUUAUCUACCUGAGAUGUACCCGAAGUUGCAUCGGAUUCUAUUUCUUGAUGAUGACGUUGUGGUGCAGAAGGACUUGACAGGCUUAUGGAAGAUUGAUAUGGAUUCGAAGGUGAAUGGAGCUGUUGAGACCUGCUUUGGGUCCUUCCACCGCUAUGCCCAAUACAUGAACUUCUCUCAUCCUCUUAUCAGGGAGAAGUUUAACCCCAAGGCUUGUGCCUGGGCCUAUGGCAUGAAUUUCUUUGACCUUGAUGCUUGGAAGCGUGAGAAGUGCACGGACCAAUACCAUUACUGGCAGAACCUGAAUGAGAACCGGACUUUGUGGAAAUUGGGUACCCUUCCUCCAGGCCUUAUCACUUUCUACUCAACAACAAAGCCGUUGGAUAAAUCAUGGCAUGUUCUUGGGCUUGGUUACAAUCCAAGCAUUAGCAUGAAUGAGAUCAACAAUGCUGCAGUUGUCCAUUUCAAUGGGAAUAUGAAGCCAUGGCUUGACAUUGCAAUGAACCAGUUCCGGCACCUGUGGACCAAAUAUGUGGACUAUGAGAUGGAGUUUGUGCAGAUGUGCAAUUUUGGGCUCUAGAUUAAUAGCUUCUCUCAUGGGACAGUGACUAGGUAUGCCAAAAGAGGUUCAGGUUGUGGUCCUGUUUGGGCACCUGGCUUUUUGGGUGGUAGCCCCUUAUUAGUUACAAUUUUUGGAGUGAAGCUCAUUCAUUAAUGUUUCUUAGUUUUUGUCAUGGAUGAAAUACUAUACCACACCUUUUAUAUUUUAUUAGAGUCCCAGUUAUGAUUUUUUUGUGCCUUAACCAUCAUAGUUCUGUAUGCACAAUAGAAGUCAGUAUCGUGUACCUGAUACUGUCUCUUAUAAUUUAUUUAGGGAAUGACAAAUGACCACAUGUAGUAAGUUUAUC